Molecule: messenger RNA, 1629 nt
Organism: Capronia epimyces CBS 606.96
Lineage: Eukaryota; Fungi; Ascomycota; Eurotiomycetes; Chaetothyriales; Herpotrichiellaceae
Exons: 1
Coding region: 1-1629 (542 amino acids)
Biological process (GO): entrainment of circadian clock by photoperiod; circadian regulation of gene expression
Cellular component (GO): nucleus; cytoplasm
Molecular function (GO): FAD binding; DNA binding
Source: RefSeq, a predicted model, not a curated record
AUGUCCAAGAGAAGCCACCCGCCACACCCAGAGCUCCGACACCCAAGCACAAAACGAGCCAAAGAAAUCGACGCACACACCCCGUACGACCAAUUGAGCGCUCUCCUAGCCUCACAAGAGUCGCCCAAAGAAACCAGGACAGUUCUCCACUGGUUCCGGAGCAAAGACCUUCGCAUCCACGACAACCGGGCAUUGAAUGCCGCAUCAACCUUGGCUAAGGAGUCCAAGGCACCCUUGCUCUGUGCCUACCUGAACUGUCCGGCCGAAUUUCGAAAUCAUGGUACCUCUCCGGCUAGGACGGACUUCAUCCUCGAGAACCUGCGCCUGAUCAGAUCCGAACUGGAGAAUCUGGAUAUCCCGCUGGUCUUCCUCGAGGCAAACAACCGGGCCGACCUGGUGCCAACGAUUGUCCGGUUCGUGCGGGAUAACAGCAUUUCGCACGUGUUUGCAAACUACGAGUAUGAAAUCGACGAGCUUCGCCGCGACGUCAAAGUCUUGAAAGAAGCCAACAACGCGCAAGGGUCCCGCCCGGCCGGCUUUCAUGUCUCGCUGCAUCAUGACCAAACAGUCAUGGAACCAGGCAGCAUGCUCACAGGCAGCGGCACAGCCAUGAAAAUAUUUACUCCUUAUCACAAGGCUUGGUUGGCCAGGGUAAAGGCCGAUCCGAGUUUGCUCGACUCUGUGCACCCUCCUGCCAAAAACCUCCCAGGCGCCAAAAAAAGCCUGCAAUCCUUCUUCAACAGCCCGGUGCCCACUCCUCCAAAGGAGAAAGAAUUCUCUGGUGAAAAGGAAAAAUCACGGAUCCGCGCUCUCUGGCCUGCGGGCCACGCUGCAGCCAUGCAACGCCUCAACGAGUUCCUCUCGGACAAGCUAGUCGACUACGCAGUGACACGUUCCAACCCGGCAAAGGACUCGACAUCACGGCUAUCAGCGUACCUCAGUGCCGGGGUGAUAUCGGUGCGCGAAGUGCUGAUCGAAGUGCGCAAGCACAACGGAGGCUCGGCGGACUUUUCAUCGAUGGGGGCCGAUGCCGGCCUAUCAGGCUGGGUUCGCGAACUCGUCUUUCGGGAACUAUACCGGCAGACGACGCUGACGACGCCACACACGGUAAUGAACUUGCCACAGAACCUGAAAUUCGACUUUGUGCAGUGGGAGGACGACGAGGAAGGAUAUGACCGGUGGGAGAAGGGGACGCUGGGCGUGCCUUUUAUCGACGCGGGCAUGCGCCAGAUCAAGGCCGAGGCGUACAUGCACAACCGACUGCGAAUGAACGUGUCGUCAUACCUCUACUGUAACUUACUCGUCGACUACCGUCGUGGCGAACGCUACUUUGCCGAAACGCUCAUCGACUGGGACCUCAGCAACAACACCCAGGGCUGGGAGCCCAGCUACACCGUGUUCAACCCCAUCAGCCAGGCCGAGAAGAACGAUCCCGACGGUGAGUAUAUCCGCAAAUGGGUGCCAGAGUUGAGAAGCGUCAAGGGCAAGGCGGUCUUUGAUCCUUUCCAUCGCCUGGACAAAGACGAAUUUGAGAAGCUGGGGUACCCAAAGCCCUAUGUCGAUUGGCAUGAGACAAAGCAGCGAGCGCUGGAGAGAUUCAAGAGCGAUAUGAAGGACGCCGAGCCUUGA